This is a messenger RNA of Ilyonectria robusta, 231 nucleotides long. RefSeq names its product gluconate transport inducer 1/Pac2. The record is from RefSeq and is a predicted model, not a curated record. Gene Ontology annotation, molecular function: DNA binding. The transcript has a single exon. Lineage: Eukaryota; Fungi; Ascomycota; Sordariomycetes; Hypocreales; Nectriaceae. The annotation marks the transcript as partial.
CCUACACUUCAUGGCUUUAUCGACAGUGCCGGCGACGCCAUGUUGGUGUUAGAAGCCUGUCUCCGGGGACAUCUUCUCCACGUUCCAAGAACAUUGCAUCCCGAUGAAGCCCAAUCUGUUAUCCAAAGCGGUUCAAUCUUUGUCUUCGAGUCCCAGUGCUCAGGGAUGAGAGAAUGGAACGAUUUCCACAGCUGGAGUAGUGGAACGCAAGUGGGCGAUUUCCGUUUAUGG